GUAAGGGCCGUGUCGGUGGGGUUGCGAUGUGGGAGGAGAACGAGACUACCAGUUUCGAGCAGUUUCUCUUCGGUCAGAGUAUUACUCGCUGCUCCAGCAGCAUGGUAACGCCUGCUACGUCCAGAAUCGCGUUUUUAUUUCAAAACUUUCAUUCAAAUAUCUAAUGUAAGAUAAAUAUUUUUUCGAAAUACGUGUAUAAACGCGACUUAACAAAACUUACGGAUAAUAAGUGGAAAAAGAAAACAUUGAAAGAAGAAGAAGAAGAAGAAGAGGAGGAAUAGAAAAGGAGGAGGAGGAAGAGGAGGAGGAGGUAGGAGAAACAAGGAUAAUAUAGUAACAGAAUAAGAAGAUAUAGUUCGAGUGAAAAUAAAGAAUAAGGAAAAGAGGAAAAAAGGGAAAAAAGGGAAGGAAGGAAGGAAGAUCAGGGAAAAAAAGUGAGCGAGCGCGCGGGCGCGCUCCCUCAGCCGACGACAUAAGGUGCCGGUCUCGGGGUAGAGGGCGAGGGUGGCUCGUAGCAGAAGCAAGAAGCAGAGGAAGAGGAAGAGGAAGAAGUGGGGGAGGGGACGGGCGAAGGGAAAGGAUGUCGAUGCGCCAGCGGUGCUCGGUUUCGGGGGUUGACUCGCGCCGCGGGGGCGAUGAGCGCACUUCCCUCCGCCCUGAGACUUCCAAUCCGCUUCUCCUGCCGUUCCUGGCUCCUGCUGCUUGUCUGCAGCAUCGUCUUCCUGAUAUCAAACCUGAUUACCUUUACCACCGCCGAUCAUUUACAAUCGAGGAAUUUACAUCCUCGAAUCUAUCGAAGGCAGGUGCAAGGUGAUGGCGUGCAACGAUCAUCGAGCUACCUCGAAAACAAUGUCGCUGUAUACGAGGACGGCGAAACACUCGACGACCUGGACGACGAUUAUUUUGAGACGAAUAUUACAGCAGAAAAAGGUCAAUACCUGGGCUCGCCGUGCGAACUUACGUGCAAUCCAAACCUGCAGCAUGUGUUCUGCGAUUCCAUCACUGGCCUGUGCGAGUGUGAAAAAUUUUACCCCGUUCGUAUUGGGCCUAGCAAAGGAUGUGCCAAACCGAAAAGAAUUGGAGAACAGUGCUUCUACCGUGCGACUUGCACUUUUGCCGAUCAACACGCGACUUGCACACAGGUGCAGCACAAUGCGGUGUGCGACUGUGAACAAGGCUAUCACAGAGUCACCUUGUCCAGACCAACAAAGAAGAUCUUCUGCGCCGAAGAUCUCAUGUUGAUAACUACAGACGUACCAACACUACUCUGCAUAGCAUCUGGCAUAGCUGUAUUCACGGGUAUGAUAUGCUUCGUCCUGAAAUUGUUCAGCCGUGCGAGAUACUCAAGGCCACGACACUAUGCUAACGCGAAUCAUCCACCACCCAUGCUAUUCUCUAGCGAUACAGGUAUACCUCUGACGCUGCACGGUGGUCGGCCAUCUUCGCGUUCGAGCCAAAGAAGCGGAGGCGGCGGAUCUCUGAGCUGCGCGUUCACCAGGAGGCCUAGCAGCGGUGGUAGCCGCGGUCCUCUGGUACCGGCAUCAAGAGCAGGUGCGGCACGAGCCGCCGCCAUCUUGCUUAUAUCGUGUCACCUGCAGGCAACCAAGGGCGGGAACAAGCACCGACGUACCCUUAGUGACGUAGCUGAGGGAUCGUCCGACGGCCUCGGUUCUCGUCGACCUAGCUUAGCAUCAGUUCACAGUUCGACAUCCUCGGCCCGUAGUUACAGUGCACGUAGAUUGGAAAAAGAACGUAAUGAAAAGGAACAAAGACAGGCUCUCCAAGAGUUAAGGUUACAAAAACAACGGGAACAGCAACAACAGCAACAACAACAACAACAACAACCACAGCAUCAACAACAACAACAACAGCAACAAGUAGCCCCAACACCCAGUCCUAGGACUCCGCAUUCUACUGACGAACUUUUACCAUCUGUCGAAGAGGGUAAAGAAGUAUUUUACAACGAGCAGGUACCGACAACAUCGGAGUCACCGGAAACGAUGAAGAAGACGUUAUCGACGACUACCGCAGUGGUCAACAGCAGAAAAAUCGACGUCCCAUCUGCCACAACCCCGACAACAUCUAUCUUUGAUUCGAAUGUGGCACCACGAGCCUCCGUAGACAUUUUUCAAGUUUAGAUCGUGAUUGUGAGUCCUCGUCAUCCGUGAUUCUCUUCGUAUGAUCAAACGAAUACCCAUUUUUCCGAUCUAAUUAGAAAAUUUCAUUAUGAAACAAAAAAUUGCGAUUUAAUUUCAAAGAAAAAGAAACAAACAAGAAAUAAUAAUAAUAAAUAAUAAUAAUWAUUAUUAUAAUUAUAAUAAUAAAAAGAACAAUGUUCGUCGAGCUUUGUCUACGACCGCUCGGCUUAUUAAAAUAAUGCUUAAACAAUAACGUGAAACGGCCGUCUCCAUAAAAUGGGAUUUUGUGGUAAAAGAAGCAUACCGAUAAGACAAGUUCAAGUAGCUAGCGUUCUAUUCCGAAUUAAUAAAAAAAAAAGAAGAAGAAGAUGAUGAUAAUAUUCUUAUCAAAAUUGGAGUCUUUUAAAUGAACGCGAUUGAUACGAUUUGUCGUUUUUGCAUCGGUAUUUAUAUAUCUUUUUCUUUCUAUAUUGUUUUUAUUCGGUAUUAACGAUAUAUGAUAAUUAUAAUUAUCCAAGAGAAACAGUGUUUUCAAGAAAACAAUUAACUGAUCAGAUUACAUAUCCAUAAAGUCUAUGAAAAAAGAAAAGUAAUAAUUUUUAUGGAAUCGUUGCAUGAUUGAUUAUCGAACGACCUCAUGAGUUCUUUGGUAACCUAUACGAAACAAGAGAUGUAUAUAUAUAUAUAUAUAUAGAUAUACAUAUAUUAUAUCUUUUAUAUGUUACAUAUACAUGUUUUCGCAUACUACAUGUAUAUGUUUCAUAUAUCACACACACACACAUAAUAUGUUAUAUAUAUUAUAUAUAAAAUAUAUAUAUUUAUAUAUUUAUUUAUAUUGUAUUGAUAACAUAUUUACAAAUAUUCGAAAAUAGUAUAUCUAUAUACGAUAUAUCAACUUGUUCCGUAUGGAUAAAUCGUGAUAACAUUCACCAAUUAAAGAACAGUAAAUCGUAUCAGUUAAAACGCUUCAGCUUUACGUCGAUAAUUUAAAAGACAUAUCAAAUGAAAAAUAACAUUUGAUUGACGAACAGUAACAAAGGAAAAAUAUCUACAAGUUUAAUAUCAUUUUAUGUAAUCUUAUAAAAUCUUUCAUUGACGAAUAGAAUAUUAAACAAGGCAUUUAUUUAUUCUUUUUUCCAAAAAAAAAGAAAAAAUAAAAAGAAUCGAUAUCAAACUCAUCACCAAAAAGCACUCUCUUUUAGAUAUUUCAUUAUUUGAAAAUGAUUGGAUAAUAAUUCGUCAUCCAUAUUAGAAUAAUCAAUGCAAUAUGAUUAAUUAAUAAUUAAGAAUAAUUAUAUAAUGAAAAAGGGAUAGUUUAAUCCAUUGGUUAAAUCUUACGAUAUUAUUCACCUUAUAUUGAAACGAUUGUUAGUACUAAAAUAUUCGAUAACGAAAAUAUUGAAUAACGUUCGUUGAUCUUUCGUUUCACUUUCGUAAGUUUAUUUUGAAAUAUUUAUUAUUCGUCGAGAGAAACGUUAACGUUCAUCUAGGGAAUCGAUUCAAUAAAAAAAAAAAAAAAAGAAAGAAA
Polistes dominula (European paper wasp) is the source of this 3666-nucleotide messenger RNA. RefSeq lists its product as uncharacterized. NCBI's taxonomy places the organism in Eukaryota, Metazoa, Arthropoda, Insecta, Hymenoptera, Vespidae. Gene Ontology annotation, cellular component: cytosol. The record is from RefSeq and is a predicted model, not a curated record.